AUGCAAAGGUCAAUGCCAAGUGUCAGCACAAUGACACAAGAACUUGAACAAGGUGUGAUUGAAAUUUUGGAUUUUGCCAAAGAGCAGAAAAAAGAACUUCUGGGUUUGUUGGAUGCUCUUUAUGAAGCCAAAGAUCAAAUCACAUCAAGUGGUACAAGAUCCCGAGAACAACUGACCUCCUAUUUUGAGAGUUUAAAAUCAGAAUUGAUCUUGGCUUUAGAUAAUCGACUGGCAGAACUAGCGAAACAGGUAGAUGUCAUUGAACAGACAUCCCUGCCACCAUUAAAUGAAUGUGAGGGCCUGAUUAAUCAAGGCAUCUACAAAGUGAACAGGAUCAUUAAAGAGGGCAGUUUAAUCCUGGAAAACAACUCUGCAGAUGUCGAGAAAGUAACCAACUUCAAAGAAAGUUCAGAUUCUUGGAAUCUGAACAGUGUCCCUGCAAUUCCGAGCCUUUCUGAAGUUGCUUGCAUCUCUGUCGACAGAACUGGAUCGUGUAAAGAGAAACUACUUGAUUACAUUUCCAAGGAAUGUCGAGUGGUUGGUAAAGCUCCUGUUUAUAUUGCUGAUGUUAUUGAACGACCAGGUGCAUUGCUUGUCAAGUGGAGUGAGACAGAAGAUGAUGUGGAUGCAAGUGAAUUCUGUCUUCAGUAUGCAUCUGGAACAAUCAAAUCAAAUGAAGACAAACAUGCACCAUUUCACAAUGCUUAUAUUGGCGGCAAUUCUAUUUGUCUCGUAAAGCAUUUACAGACCAAUCAUCCUUAUUCGUUCCGUGCCAGUUGUCGAUCUGAUCCUGAUUCUGCUUGGAGUAUUUGGAGUGUACCAACCAUUGCUUGCACAACAUUGCCACAUUAUGAAUGGAGUGCUGAAAACAGUGCCUACUCAACAAGUAAUGAGAACCAAACAGCUACAAAAUGUUGUGGGGGUGAAGCAGUUGUCCUCUAUUCAAAAUCCUAUCUGUAUACAGCUGGCCAGUCAAUAACAUUUCGAGUACUGGAUGCAGGUAGCACAUGUCCUGGAGAUGGUGUUGGCCUCUCACUUAUGAAUUCAGAUUCACAUACUCUGAGGAGACCAGGUGCUGCUUAUGUCACAGUAGAUGGCAAAGUGUAUGUUGACGGACAGGAAAUGAAAACAAAACUCCCUUUUUGGGGUAAGGGUUCAUCAGUGACAUUUGACACAGAAGUUCAGCCCAAUGGAAAGGUCAGAGUUACAGUGCAAGUUGAAGAGAAAGAAGUGACCUUUGACUGGAAUUUGCCCUUCAUAGAAAAAUACAUGAAAGAUUUUACAAAUGAACAGAAUCAUUCCAGACCAAAAGAAAAAUUCUACUUCGCUAUGGUGUUUGCCAAUGAAGAAUGGAAAGUUGGUGUUGAGUAA
Molecule: messenger RNA, 1371 nt
Organism: Acanthosepion pharaonis
Lineage: Eukaryota; Metazoa; Mollusca; Cephalopoda; Sepiida; Sepiidae
Source: the annotation of a GenBank genome assembly